Molecule: messenger RNA, 1683 nt
Organism: Dothidotthia symphoricarpi CBS 119687
Lineage: Eukaryota; Fungi; Ascomycota; Dothideomycetes; Pleosporales; Dothidotthiaceae
Product: isoflavone reductase family protein
Exons: 2
Coding region: 362-1303 (313 amino acids)
Source: RefSeq, a predicted model, not a curated record
GAUUGGGUGUGCGAAUGGUUUUGUUUGUACUGACUAGAUUCUAGACUGUAUUUGAUCAUCUCUUGCUUUGCCUAGCACGUUGCUUGGUGCUAUCCGCCACUCGUCCAAGGAGACCCUCCUCAUACUGGUGUAGGCACAUCACGAUCCCGAAUGGUCACCCCACCAGGCCUAAGUACACAGUCGUCGCAAAUCGUGUUCUGAACAGCUGACAAUGCCACCCUCAUGCUAUCUCAUCUCAAAUGUUAGCUUCCAUUGAUCCGCAUCGGAAAAAAUGCACGACCAUCAAAUAUAAAGACACCCAUCCAUCCAUCCAUCUCUCACCUCUCCAGCCCCCAGCCCCCACGACUCAUCACGCCCCAAAAUGGCAAUCGAAAACAUCACAAUAAUCGGGAACAGCUCACUCACCCACCCCAUCAUAACCGCCCUCCUCUCCACCCCAUCCCCCACCCCCUACAAAAUCUCUAUCCUAACCCACCCCUCACACCCCCUCUCCCUCCCCCCACACAUCCCCCCUAACACCAUAACCCACAAAACCAGCGACUUCACGCCCUCCUCCCUGCACGCCGCCUUCCUCGCCCAAGACCUCCUGAUCAGCAUAACCUCCGGCACCGACACCGCGCUGCAAACCCGCAUCAUCACCGCCGCCCUCGCCGCAGGUGUGCCACGCUUCAUCCCCCACGAAUUCACCCACGAUACGCAAAACCCGCGUAUCCAGUCCCGGCUCCCCGCCUCCGCCGCGCGUGCAAAAGUCCUCGCCCACCUCGCUGCGCAGGAUGGCCAGAUCGAGUACGUGGGCGUAGCAACGGGGUACGCGCUCGACGCCGCGCUCGCCAGCGGGGAGAUGGGCUUCGAUCUCGCGUGGCACAGCGCGACGAUGCAUGGGGCUGGGACGGAAGUGUUCCCCGCCUCUAGCCUCGCGUAUGUGGGGCGCGUUGUGGCUGCCGUUGUGCGCCGCUGGGAUGUAGUGCGGAAUUCGUAUAUCUAUGCUGCGGGUGUGUUGACGUGCGCGGAAGAGGUGCUGGGUGCGGUUGAGCGGGUUACGGGGAGGGAGUGGACGGUGGGGAGGUAUGGGGUGGAGGAAUGUGUGCGCGAGGGGGGGGAGAGGAUUAAGCGUGGGUUUCUGGAUUCGGGCGUUGAGUUGCUGGAGAGGAGUUUGCUUUAUGAUGGGGGGGUGGGGGGUGUGGAGCCUUUUCGGACGCGCGGUGCAAGGGAGAUUUUGGGGCUGGAGGGGGAGACGGUGCAGGGUGUUGUGGAGGCGGCGUAUCAUGCGUUUAAGCACAGGGCGGAGGGGUGUGGGUGUUAGGUAUGGGGGUGUUGCUGUCGGGGGGUGUUUGGUUGUCCUGGGACGCAAUAAUCGGCGUGAUUAAGGGCCGUAUACUCAACAGGUUAUGCGCGUCUAUCCAUAUACUAACUAUAUUAUAUACCUUGUCAAAACCAAGUAUAGCAGAUGCCGAACCUGCAAAGACAAAGAAAGUGUGAUUCGAAAAGAUUGGAGUCUGGUACACAGAGAUGCCUGGAACGUACGUGUCAGUAGCAUACCCACACUCCAGAACACCUUGUAACGAGCAUGAUGAUACCAUGCCAACGUAGGACCGCAACAUUCUAGAAAAUACCUUAGCAAGCUGUGUUGUACACACACACACAUACACACGCGACUGCGUUCUUUCUCUCGCUCACGAGGAC